Molecule: messenger RNA, 2205 nt
Organism: Helicoverpa zea (corn earworm)
Lineage: Eukaryota; Metazoa; Arthropoda; Insecta; Lepidoptera; Noctuidae
Product: YLP motif-containing protein 1-like
Exons: 1
Coding region: 1-2205 (734 amino acids)
Source: RefSeq, a predicted model, not a curated record
AUGCGCCGCGCGCCACCGCUGCUGCUGCUGCUGCUGCUGGCCGGCCCGGCCGCCGCGCAGCCGCCGCUCGUGCACUCCGACACCUCCAUCGACGCGCUCAUCAGCAACGACACCAUCGUGGUGGACAAUGAGAACGGCACGCUCACGUUGCGUGACGUCAACGGCACCGUCAUCGAACUCGACGGAGACCCCGAGGAAGUGGUGCGCAAGAAACGAACCUUCGGCGACAUAGUGUUCCGAGGACUGGCUGACGUGCUCGGCUACAGCGUGGCUAGGAAGCCUCCGCAGGCUGCCUUCCCGCCUCCACUGGCGCCCGUGCCCGGGAUAGACACGCCGCUGGCCGCGCCAGCCCAAGCGCCGCCCCCAGCCCCUGCACCCGCCGUCGCUCCACCGCCGUGCGGACAGCCGCGAGCUGCCGGGCCUCCACCCUGCAGAGCCACAAAGCCUCCUCCGCCGCCACCACCACCGCCGCAACCUAAAGCUGUGCCGCCGUGUCCCAAACCGAGAGCUGCGCCGCGACCGAAACCCAAGCCCACCCCGCCGCCACCACCGCCGCCGCCGCCGCCACCACCGUGCGCACAGCCCCGGGCUAACCCCACCACACCUGCGCCUUGUGCCCCUCCACCUCCACCACCACCACCACCCAAAGCUGAUAACCUGGAGAGGAUCACCUCGAAUCUCAGGCUGAACUUCAACUUUAACCGCAGCCCGGUGACACAAGCAGCACCAGCACCAGCGCCUGCACCCGCCGCCGCCGCCGAGGCAGUCGAAGAUAAUCAGGCUCAAACUGAACUCGACAGUCAGGAGCAGUUUGUACCAAUCGCAAUAGAACCGCGUGCCGCUAAGCUACCGCAAACUCAGCCGCGCCAACCGCGAGUUUAUGUCGAUGCUUUUGUUGUUAGAAACGGCGUACCACAGCGCGUAAACACCGUCGACGCCAAGCAUCUAGACGCGCGAGCUAACAACGCCGACGAAGACUUCCUCGCUUACGAUGACGACGCCGCGCAGCAACAAUUAGACGAUGAAGAUGACUACGAGGACGUGCAGGAGUCCCGCGACCGGGAGGCAGCCGUGCGCCAGUUCGGUAAUGCCGUCGACCAGUUCUGGCAAAAUAAGAAACAACAGAGAAGGCCAGCGCAGCAGAGGGAGGCAAGGAGGGAACAUCGGGCUCAGAGGCUUCCAGCGAAUCAUUAUCAAAACGUACAUUUCGGGGAUCGAGAUCUAGCUGACGAGGUCCGUCGCUCUGACGAGUCCCAUCAGAGUCUACAGCGCGAGAGCGAGCAUGCCCGUCCUAACAGAAUACCGUUGCCUCUUCCAGAAGCCGAGGAGGACUCCGAGGUCACGACCACAACAGAAGACCCGAGGAAGCCAUUAAAGCCCCGCGUGUUGCCGCCGACCGAGCACAACCCGAACCAAAUCGACACAGUAACAGUGCGAGUACCACCUAUAUAUCGCGAAAAACGACCCAGGAAGUUGCACCGCGAGCGACCGGAGCAGCCGGACAGAGACGAGGAGAAUGAAGAGCCCAGGGACGUGAGCAGCCAAGAGCGAGAGUACGAGCAGGACUCGGACGGCGACGACAGCUCGCUGGCGCCGCGCACCGAGCGCCCCGCCAAGCGCAAGCGACGCCGCAAGCAGAGCCGCAAGACACGCGCCGCAGGCGAUGCCGAGUACUUCGGCAAUUACGAUUACUACGGAAACAAAGUGCCCAUCUCAAAAGAGGAGAAAUUCUACAUGCAACUAACGGUACCACCACCGACCUUAGACGCUGAUGUGGCGAGGCACGAAAAACCGGUAGACAGCGGCUACUUUUUAGAAGAUCACGAACGUAUCCGGGAAGAUCCGAGCCAUCGUAUCCGGGAUGAUCCGAGCCACCGUAUCCGCGACGAUGACAGAAGCGCAGAGUCUGAACGCGCAGACAGCAAGGAGCGACUAGUAGAGGACAAGGACCGGUCUGCGGAGGACAAGGAACUGUCUGCUGAAGACAAGGAGCGUGCCGGUGAGGAGGAGCGGUCGGGGUCCGAGGAGAGAGCGGGCGAGGAGGAUCGAGCAGACGAGCGCGAGCGCACGGACAAGCUGAGCCCGAACGCGCGCGUGCGCGAGACGGGCUACCAGGCCAACUACGUGCGCGCCACCAACGUGCAGGUGGACGACCCGCGCCCACCCGUCGCCGUCACGCGGACCACCAGCACCGGCAAGGCGUGA